AUGACAAAUAAUAAGAAGGAUUUAUUUCCAACAAAAAUGAACGAUUUAGUCACAAGUGCAUCCAGAGAUUUUAGUACAAUAGAUGAGACAAAGUUAAGUUUAAUAAGUGGAGGUCAGAUUUGCUAUUCAUUUCAAAACCAAAAACUUCUGGAUGGUCGAGCGAAUCUAAUGAAAUGGUGUGCACUUGCUCUAUCUCUACUGACACUAUUUAUUACCUAUCGUUAUGUAUCGAUCGUCGUAUUAGCCGUAUGGUUUGCCAGCAUUUGUCGUCCACUCAUGGAGUAUCUAGUCAAAUAUCUGCCGUUGAAAAAACGAACAUCGAAAGAGACUCGUUCUCAGGCAAUAGCAGCCACGAUAAUUAUUGUCAUUGUGCUAUGCGUGAUUAUACCGAUUAUCGUACUUAUCGUUGCAUUAUCUAACAGCGCAUUAAAUCUCAUCGCUCGUCUUGCUCAAUCGUCAACUGUUCGCAAUGCAAUUAAUUUUAUCGUUGUACCAUUAACGUCUAAUUCAACGUCGACAUCUGAUCUAUUCGAUUUUUCUUCGACAAACACCACAAGUUUUAUUCAACGUCUGCUAGCACAACAAGAACUCACAGAUGCUGUAAAAAGUUUUGGGGGAAAAGCGCUGAGUGUUCUGUCAUUAGUGGCGAAUGCAACAGCACAAUUUGUUAUCGGCAUUCUUAUUUUUCUAAUAGCUACUUAUACAUUUCUUGUUGACGGACCAGAAUUGUGGCAAUGGAUGAUCAACCAUAGUCCGCUAUCAGCUAAACAUAUGAAUCGUUUAAAAAAAGCUUUCGAUGAAACUGGGCGUGGUCUAUUAAUAGGUGUGGGUUUGACAUGUUUAGUGCAAGGUAUUGUUGCUGCUAUUGCCUAUUUAUGUCUACGUAUUCCGCGAGCGUUAGUAUUAGGACUUUUAACAGGUUUUUGUUCUCUUAUUCCAAUAAUCGGUACGGCAAUUGUAUGGAUACCGAUCACAAUUGGUUUCAUCUUUCAAACGCAAUAUAUCAAAGCGGGUAUUAUGAUAGUAGUUGGAGUGCUGGUUAUUGGAUCAAUCGAUAAUCUGUUACGGCCACUAUUCUCUAAAUUGGGUGCUUUUGAAAUGUCAACAUUAUUACUCCUUUUAUCAAUAUUUGGUGGGAUUGAAAUGCUAGGUCCCUGGGGAGCACUUUUGGGACCAGUAAUUGUGAGACUAGCAACAGAAGCACUCAUUCUAGUACGCGAAGAUCAAGAAGAACCAGAACAGCAAGAAAAUAACUAG
Didymodactylos carnosus is the source of this 1257-nucleotide messenger RNA. Lineage: Eukaryota; Metazoa; Rotifera; Eurotatoria; Philodinida; Philodinidae. The record is from the annotation of a GenBank genome assembly.